This is a messenger RNA of Xenia sp. Carnegie-2017, 519 nucleotides long. RefSeq lists its product as uncharacterized. NCBI's taxonomy places the organism in Eukaryota, Metazoa, Cnidaria, Anthozoa, Malacalcyonacea, Xeniidae. Gene Ontology annotation, biological process: chromatin remodeling. The transcript has a single exon. Gene Ontology annotation, cellular component: nucleus. Bases 1 to 519 code for a protein of 172 amino acids. The record is from RefSeq and is a predicted model, not a curated record.
AUGAAACUGGUAACACCUGACAAGACGUUCAACAUCGUGACUGCCUAUGCACCUCAGCAAGGUUGUGAAGAAGACGAGAAGCAGAGAUUUUGGAACCAACUUGAAGAAGUGACCAUCAAUGUGAAGGAAACAGAACAGCUGAUUGUGGCAGGAGAUCUCAAAGGGCGCAUCAGAAGUGAGAGAGUAGAGGGAUUGGAGAGAUGGCAUGGAGGAAAGUCAAUCGGAAGAAGGAAUGAAGAAGGAGAUAAGAUCUUAGACUAUGCAAGGAGCAAGGACCUCGCAAUGGUAAACACAUUCUUCACACAGAGGGAUGGAAACACCUACACGUACAAAAGUGGCCUUAGCCAGACCGUGAUAGAUUUCAUCAUGAUAAGGAGAGCUGACCUAGGCGAUGUUAAAAAUUGUAAGUUUAUUCCUGGUGAGGAAAUUGCACUGCAGCAUAGACUCUUUGUGAUGGAUUAUAAGAUCAAGAAGAGGAGAAGAAUAAGAAGAGAGAGACCGAAGAAGAUCAACUUGUAG